AUGUCGACCUCCAAGUUGCCCUGCAUACCUUCACUUCGAAAGCAGCAGCUCCACCUGGAAUUCGCGAGCCUGAGACGUGCAGCACCGCCAGGGGUUUACAUGAGCCUUGCGCCUGGGGACCCGACACUUUGGAAUGGAGUGAUAUUUGUUCGCUCAGGUCCCUAUGCUUCGGCCGUCCUCCGAUUCCAGCUCCGCUUCCCAGACACCUAUCCCGACCUUCCUCCUCUAGUCACCUUCGCGACGGACUUGUUCCACCCAUUGAUUGUGCCUCUUACUACAUAUACCUAUAGCACUGGCUCGGCAAGUGACAAUCCCGUCAGUGCGACGGACGAUGAACGAUUACCGCCCGGCGGAUUCAGUCUGCGCCAUGGAUUCCCCCACUGGUUUGGUAGGGCAAAACGGAACACAUCACGGAAUGUAAGCGGUGCUAGUGCAAGUGCUGCAUCGAUCGGACGCGCAAGCUCUACCGAUCCGGUUACAGACGAUGGUGAUGAAUCGAACGCGUCAAACCCUCCAGCGGCAUCAGCGGCUAGUGAGGACGGCGAUGUAGAAGCAUCGCGGGUGGCAGAAGUACCUGCUAUAGAUCAGUUUUCGGAACGAAGAGACGUUGUCCCUGUGUCCGAGAUACUGGAUUACAUUCGGUCGACCUUUGAUGACGAAUUGGUUUUGGAUUCGCUGCCGGUUGAGGUUGCCGGGAACCCCGGGGCAUGGCAUGCAUGGCAGGCACAUCGUCGAGGAGGCCCUCGAGGACAACUGAAACGUGGAAGCCCGCAGGCUCGGCUUCCGGGGGAUUGGCACUGGGAUGGAAUUUGGGCCAGGCGGGUGAAAGAUGAGAUUGAAAACUCUCAUUCUGAGCCGAUGCUGUUUGGAGGUGCUGCUCGUGGGGGUGUGGAUGAAAUGAUUCGAUUCUCGCGGCUGGAUGAUACAACCAUGAACUCAGUCAAGGAGAAAAUGGCUGCAAUGGCAGGGGACGGGAUAUAA
This is a messenger RNA of Penicillium roqueforti, 981 nucleotides long. Its product is annotated as putative ubiquitin-conjugating enzyme. The record is from RefSeq and is a predicted model, not a curated record. The transcript has 4 exons. NCBI's taxonomy places the organism in Eukaryota, Fungi, Ascomycota, Eurotiomycetes, Eurotiales, Aspergillaceae. Bases 1 to 981 code for a protein of 326 amino acids.